Cucurbitaria berberidis CBS 394.84 is the source of this 876-nucleotide messenger RNA. RefSeq lists its product as uncharacterized. The transcript has a single exon. The record is from RefSeq and is a predicted model, not a curated record. The coding region runs from base 1 to 873 and encodes 290 amino acids. NCBI's taxonomy places the organism in Eukaryota, Fungi, Ascomycota, Dothideomycetes, Pleosporales, Cucurbitariaceae.
AUGCCGAUGAUAAGGCAAUCACAGCAACCUCUUAGCGCCAGGGAAUUUAAUGCGACCUACAGCGAUCAGGUUGUUGCUAUCGUUGAGGGCAUGGAAAUGCAAGACCCAAAGGUCAGCGAAUCAACACCUGACGCUAAGAUAGGCGGCCUAACUAGUCAUCCGAAUUUCAAUCGCAAUACAGUAAAUGCGCGUUCCAAGGGCGUGGAAACAAGCAAAGGGCCCAGGAAUGGGGCGGAAAAUGUAGAGGAAGAGACGGCGGGGGGUAUUUACGAGCACGAGAACAACCAAAGCGAUGACGUGAAGAUGAACGAUACGAGUCUGCCAAAAUUCAGAAACGAGAUGACUAUGGACAACACGAAAACACAUCAAGACUCCGGAGUGGGACGAGGGUAUGAGGGUGUGGCAGAUGGCCAUGUGCACGAGAUGAGAGAUGCGAAGGUCGAUAGUCUGACGCAAGGAUCUGGAGAGAAGACGGUCAACGGGCAGACGCAUCCUGCUGCUGCUGCUGCUGCUGCUGCUGCAACUUCACCUUCCACACCCACCCUCUUCCAGUCCAAACCGUCACAAGCAGCACAAUCCUACCUCGCCUGGCUAUACCAACGCCAAACCCGGUCCCCGACCGCACAGCCUGUCUACCCCGAAUGCAUCGCCAUCGGUAAGCGCCUAGGCCGCCCUCCACACAAAGUGUACGACGAAGUAUUAUAUCACUGGGGUCUCGAAACGGAUAGUAGGCACGGGGAGUGGCACAGACAGAAUAGGUUGAAGGUACUAGGCGAAGAUCCGAGAUUCGAUGAGGAGAGGAUGGGGUUUUGGAACGCGUGGAUGAAGAGGGGAAGAGAGACCUGGAAUAUACCAAUACGCGGAAGAGGCUGAAGC